CUCUUGAAGUACACUAUGUAUAUAUUUAGUUUUUCCUUAGAGAUGUGAAGUUGUGAAGAUGUUUGAAAUGUGAUCAAUUUUUGGCAGUUUUGCCUCGUCCCUAAGGCCCUUAAUCUCUCGAUUUGAAAGGAACAUGGCUCUUUGUUUGCACUAUUACGCAAGGAUGAUUUGUGUCAAGUUUGAUGAAAAUUGACCCAGUAGUUCUAGAGAAGAAGAUAAAAAAGUGAAAAGUUAGUGACAAUGCCGCCGACGACGAGAACGCCGACAACAGACGCCGGACCUUUGAUCAGAAAAGCUCACCUGAGCCUCGGCUCAGGUGAGCUAAUAUCAAUCAAUUAAUCAAUGCUUUAUUCUCAUAAAUGUACACUCAUACAUUUCAGAGAGGAGGUUGGAAAAUACAGAAUACUGCGUAUACAACAUGUACAGUAAUAAUUAGUUUUAUAUUACUAUGUACAAAGUGGAGAAAGAUUCAUUCAACAAAUGAACAUUACCACGAGACCAAGUUUUAUCCCAAUGAAAUUAUUAAAGCUACAUAAAGUCCACAUUUUUCUUUACAACAAAUAGAAAUUUACAUAGAUUUAUAAACUACCAUGCUAACACACAACGCGCCGUUGCAGCGCUACGGCGUGUUCACGCUAUUAUGCUUUUGCACAUGGCCCUAUCCGGACACCAUAGUAAUAACAGAACACACAGUUUUACUCAGAUAAGACCACCGACUUAAAAAAAAUUUAAUGUUUCGGUUAUGCAAGAAAAUUCGUUUGGAGUGUUUCCGGUUAUGAGUUAAAAGAGAACAACAUGCCGCUUCGACAGUCAGAUUAUAUCCCGCCUAAGAACUGCUUCUUUUCCACCUCCAGCAACUCUCUUGUUCCGCAACUUGAAAUAGUCAAUAAGCAGGAAAGAUGUACGAUUAAAUGUCCAAGACGACGAAACGUGACCGUCCACUACAACAUAAAUCCCCGUCCUGGAGUUGGAGAUGUGAAAUAUAAUGUAAUCUGCCAGGGCUGCAGGCCAGGGACAACGGGACCGAUUACCCAGUUCAGUUACACAACCACCUACUGUAUAGGGGAUAUAUAUGGCAAUGGAAUCUACGAGAUGGAGAUCGCAACCGACUACGGGAAGGCAUAUUCCCCCGUCUACAUCGAGACAGAGAUGAUGUAUGCUUUCUAUGGAAGGCUUAAAGAUCCCGCAGGACCUGGGUUAAUCAAGUUUAACAUGGACAUAAAUGACGGAUACUCAUAUGAUAAUAAUACUGGCAUCUUCAAGGCGAACAGAACAGGAUUCUAUUCCUUUUACAUCACGGCAAGAACAAGAACCGAUCGUUACACCACAAUGGAGCUUCGCAGGAAUGGCGUUAGAGUAGGUUCUAUCACCAAUGAUCUUCUACCUGAAAACAGCUGGGAAGUGGAAGACGGAGCGAAUAACAUUGUGCUAAGUCUGAAUUAUGGGGAUGUCAUUACGGUCCAUGCGAACGGAACUCUACAAGCUGGUACCAUGAUGUCGGGCUUUUCACUGCGAACCUUACUAGAAACUCCACCAGUGGUCCUCUACGCCACGAUGACAGAGGGAAAGCUGGUAGAGGCAAAUUCAUUCCUACACAUAGAUUAUGACAACGUGCACAUCAAUACUGCCCAGACCUUCGAGGGGAACACGAAUUUCACCGUGCCAAGUGAUGGGUUUUACGUCGUGACCGUGACCAACAGCUUCCUAGACUCAGCUAUACACGCCUCUCUCAUUUCUUCCGUCAUCAAAAUGCUUCGAUACUCGCAGUUGACAGUUCCCUCCAGAACCUCAAGUUCCUUCACGUUCAUAGCUAGGUUUAAUGAAAGCGAUGUGAUCCAGAAUCAACUCUUUUCCUUGUACGAAGCUCACCUGUCUAAUGAAACUUCUAUUUCUAUUUUCAAAUAUUUUGAAAUCGAUGAGAUCAAUGUAUCUGCAGUCACCGUCCGACAAACUCCUUUACAUAAGUAUUGUGAGACAGAAUUCUGUAACCCGCUUGCCAACGGGUUAAAAAUAGAAGACAUGGGAUCAGAUUUUGACAUCAAAACCGGUGUCUUCACAGUGCCACGAUGGGAUGUCUACGUCAUUUCCGCUAAUUUCUUCGGAACCCAGGUCGAUACUGUAUUCGAGAUCGUAGUAAAUGGCAAAGUUUUGGAUUCGGUCCUCGUUGAUGGUCCUGCAAAUGACUAUUUCGUCAACGACAGUAAAAUGGUUGUCGUUAAACGUCUUCUCAGGGGCGACAAAGUGGAGCUAAGGAUGAAAGGAAGAUCCUUUUUCUACACGAUCAUGUCCAUCUGGACCCUGACAGCCUGAGCAUUGCGCCUAAGAGCUUGUAACAUUCAAAAAUGAAAUUGUUCAUUCUCAAAUUUAAUUCAUAAUGUAGCUUGAAUUCAAUUCUAUUCAAUUAGAAAAUAAAGCUUUAUCUUUGAAAAACCCUA
This is a messenger RNA of Ostrea edulis (European flat oyster), 2435 nucleotides long. RefSeq lists its product as uncharacterized. The transcript is spliced from 6 exons. Lineage: Eukaryota; Metazoa; Mollusca; Bivalvia; Ostreida; Ostreidae. The coding region runs from base 796 to 2310 and encodes 504 amino acids. Gene Ontology annotation, molecular function: protein binding. The record is from RefSeq and is a predicted model, not a curated record.